CCCAAGGCAGGCAAGCUGUAAAUCUCAGCAGCUGCCCAGAGGAGGAAGGGAGUUAAAAAGGCAGGCCAUAAGCUUGCAUGGAGGUCAGACUCAAGGAGGACAAGUAGGCACAUGGCAGGGAGGAGACCUUUAGAGAAAGAGUACAGAAACCCAAAAUGUUGGGGAAGCCCGAAGUGUUAGGGAAAGAAUGCUUAGAAAUGAGAAAAAAAGAAGAAAGGUGAGGUUACACUUCUGAAGAAUUCAGAAAAUUGGGCGGACUUACACAGCUACAUGUCUACAGCCAGAUAUGUCACUGUACUAGCGGCAGGGAUUCCAGACAGGAAAAGUACAUGACCUCUUGAAGCACUGCUUAUUCUGCCAGUCUUUCUAGCGUGGCUUAUAUGUCAACCCACCUUCCUCAGUCCCAAGAGGCUCUCACUAUGUGGCCCUAGCUGACCUUGAACUUGCUAUGUAGACCAAGCUGGCCUCAGCUCAGGUCUGCCCAGGGCUAAAUGUGGGUACCACCUCACCAGGCUGGAAGGUAUUUAAUCUGAGAUGUGUUUGCUAUUGCUUUGGUUUUGUUUUUGUUUUGUUAUGGGGUAGAAGCCAGGGCCUUAAACCUGCUAGGCAAGUGUUCUACCACAGACUGACUUUCACCAGCCCAGAACUGAAGCACCAGUCCCCACGUCAUUUCACAUUGGUGUCUAAUCAAAGCUUAAAAGACUUGCUGUCACACUUUGCCUCCAUGAAGGCAAAGCGCAACUUUAGGCUGCUUUUAAAAUUUCGUUUGUAACACUUGGCCAAACCAAUUUUCUCGUGGCUUUCCUGUCGUUGGCUUAGAGCUUAAUGUUAUUGGAGAUGCUGAAUGUUCUUCCUUCCUGCAAUGCCACUGUUGCAUAAUCUAUGCAAUCUUCUCAACAUCAGUCUUCUGUCCUCCCCAGCCGUGUGCUGAUUUGACCCUUGAUUUCCUUUCAAGCAUCUUAACUCUCUUUUCAUCCAUCCGUUUAUACAGGGAGUGGUCAACAACAGCAGUACUUUGGAUUUUGAAUGAGUGAAUUUCUUAAGCAUGUAGCAAGCAAAAGUAAAAGUAACUGGGGCUGGUGGCACUGGAAUUGGGAGUCUCGUGUCCGCGGUGCGGUUACCCGCAGUUGGACCGUUGAGCAGUCGGUGACUGGGCCUCAGCGCAGAGCGCACCCAGUCUUCAGCCGCCGCCACCGCAGCAGUAGCUGCAGCCCCAGCAGCAGCAGUCAGGCACCCACGGUCACAGUCCCUGCGCUGGUGCAGCCUCCCUCGCCUGCUCUGCUCUUCCUCCCAUUGCUCGCACCAUGGCUGAUCAGCUGACUGAAGAGCAGAUUGAAGAAUUCAAGGUAGCUUUCUCCAUAUUUGACAAAGAUGGUGAUGGUACCAUCACAACAAAGGAACUUGGGAUUGUCCUGAAGUCACUGGGUCAAAACCCAACAGAAGCUGAGUUGCAGGAUAUGAUCGACGAAGUGGAUGCUGAUGGGAAGGGCACCAUUGACUUCCCAGAAUUCUUGACUAUGAUGGCUAGAGAAAUGAAAGUUACAUAUAGCGAAGAAGAAAUCCGGGAGGCCUUCCGAGUGUUUGACAGGGAUGAAAAUGGUUUCAUCAGUGGGACAGAACUAUAUCACAUCAUAACAGUCUUAGGAGAAAAAAUAACAGAGGAAGAAGUCAAUGAAGCAAUCCAAGAAGCAGAUAUUGAUGGAGACGGACUAGUCAGCUAUGAAGAAUUCAUACAGAUGAUGAUUGCAAAAUGAAGACCUACUUUUCAACUACUCUUCCCCCUCCAGAAGAAUCGAAUUGAAUCUCUUACUUACUGCUUCCAAAAAAUAAAUUUAAAAAAGGAAAAGCAAAGAGAGAAAAAACAGUUCAUUUAUUCAUUGUUUCUAUAUAGCAAAACUGAAUGUUAAAAAGUACCUUCUGUUCACACACAAAAUCUGUAUGUAUUGGCUGGUGGUCCUGUCCCCUAAACAUCAAGCUCUACAUCAGUU
Nannospalax galili (Upper Galilee mountains blind mole rat) is the source of this 1988-nucleotide messenger RNA. Its product is annotated as calmodulin-like. The record is from RefSeq and is a predicted model, not a curated record. NCBI's taxonomy places the organism in Eukaryota, Metazoa, Chordata, Mammalia, Rodentia, Spalacidae. Gene Ontology annotation, molecular function: enzyme regulator activity; calcium ion binding. The transcript has a single exon. The coding region runs from base 1305 to 1754 and encodes 149 amino acids.